CGCUACACAUACCUCGCCACGCUUUCCUCCGUUCACACGGUAUCGACCACAGCCACCAUAGUUACCUUGCCUUUCGUCUUCCAUCGGCGCUGCUUCCUGGUGUUGUUACCGCAUCGAAGAUCACCACUUUCUUCUUCGCUCACUUCAUUACAGCGCUCCAAAGUUUGAAGCCCUAGUUUUCCCAAUUGAAGCUUCGAUUACGUAAUCACUUCCCUAAAAUUUGAUUAAGGUGAUUCUGAACCUACAAAGAUGUUUGACAGAACAACUAAUCUAUCAAACAAUCAGAUAAUCAACUAUAGAUGUGAUCCAUCUGAGAAAUGGUUGAUUGGAAUUUCCCCUGCUCACCAGAGAUACUUCAGCUAGUAAAAGGAAACAUGCAGCUUUUUUCAAUUGAUCAGCAGCGAAGUCAAGCUCUUGAAGCACAUGUAGAAUCAUGUGUCUCUUUUAAAGUUACUGGCAAUGAUAAUCCUUCAAUUCUUAUUACUUUUGCAACAAAAAGCUCUAAUGCUGGACAAGUUACUUCAAGCUUCAUGAAACCCCUCAUUCAAGAAAACCUUUUCUUUCCUCCCGACUUUCAAGAUGAUUUUCCAGUUACCAUGCAGAUAAUACUCCUUCCUGUCUAUCAUGGUUGAUCAGGAAAACUAUAUUUUAAGAUGAAGGCUGCAGUAAAAGUUGGAAGAUUUCUUACACUUGAGAUCUUAUGAACACAUCUAUGGCCUCCAAUUGGCUUUUGCUGGUUCAACCCUUGGCCCUUCCACAUCUAUCUGAGGAACACGAGGGUGCCUCAAUGAAAAGCUUGGCCUCUGUUCCUUAUGUUAAACUUGAAAAUGGAUCUACCAUUGAAGCAAAUUUGGUAACUUUACGAUUACAUGAAAGGGAAGUGCAUUUUUAAGCUUAUAAAAUAUACUCUUGUCACAACUGACAAGUAAUUUGUAUGAUACAUUCAUUACAUUGAUAUACAUUUGUGAUGGGGGCUCCGUGGUGAGAUCAAAGAGGAUGGAAAGUAAAAGGGUGCAAUUGUAUGACUACAGAUGUUCCAGCAUUUUCGAGGAUGUUAUGUAUGAGUUUCAAAGAGGGGUUAAAAGUUUCCAAAUUGAUGAUGACCAAAAUACUGGUUAUGAAGGAGAAAAGAUUUCACUGGUACUAGAAAAAACUGCAUAACCAGAAGUUAUAAAGGCUGAAAAGACUUCAGAACAACUCACUUUAUUUGCAUCUUAUCAAGCAAAAAUCAAGGCACAGAGGCAGUUAGAGAUGCAAAAGUCAGUUAAAAAGGCCUUAGAGGAA
This is a messenger RNA of Lactuca virosa, 1284 nucleotides long. Lineage: Eukaryota; Viridiplantae; Streptophyta; Magnoliopsida; Asterales; Asteraceae. The record is from the annotation of a GenBank genome assembly.